Messenger RNA from Pundamilia nyererei, 8407 nucleotides. RefSeq names its product ATP-binding cassette, sub-family A (ABC1), member 5 (gene abca5). Gene Ontology annotation, biological process: transmembrane transport; lipid transport. NCBI's taxonomy places the organism in Eukaryota, Metazoa, Chordata, Actinopteri, Cichliformes, Cichlidae. The record is from RefSeq and is a predicted model, not a curated record. Gene Ontology annotation, cellular component: intracellular membrane-bounded organelle; membrane. Gene Ontology annotation, molecular function: ATP binding; lipid carrier activity; ABC-type transporter activity. The transcript is spliced from 38 exons. The coding region runs from base 125 to 5173 and encodes 1682 amino acids.
UCUGACAGAAGGAAGUAGAGACGCAAGAAACCAGCUCGUUUAAGGGGGUGUUUACCUGAUACUUACAAAAUAAAAUCUGUAAUGUAAUGCCGUUAAAUCGCGAGCUGAGGAAGGAUAUGUCUUAAUGUAUUUCAUACCUGAGGCCAGGAUUAGUGAGAGGACCUCUCGUCCGUACGUUAUCCAUAUGAGGAAUGCUGGGAGCAUGCAGCCCGUGUACAGAAGAGACGCUGGAGUCUGGAACCAAACGAGAAGUCUUCUCUACAAGAAUCUGCUCAUCAAAUGGAGGACCAAGCAGCAGAGCCUGCAGGAAUUGAUCCUCCCUCUGCUCCUGUUGGGGCUCCUGAUACUCAUCAGCACCCUGAACCCUCAUGUUUACUAUGGCGGCAUCAGCACGACGGAGCUGGAGAGUGACAGCCACUUCUUCAAAGGCCUCGGCUACACACCAAUCAGUAACAUCACCACUUACAUCAUGGAAGAGGUGGCUCAGAAUAUGCUUAUGCAGGAUCGUCUGGAGAUGUUCUCCAGUGAGGAGGAUCUGGAGAACGCCAGCCUCUACGAGCCCUCCAGCUACGUUGGCGUCGUGUUCAUGGACAGCUCGGCCACAUCUUACAAACUCCGUUUCCCGCACAACCAGCUGCCUUUACCCAGUGACUACACAGAGUCUAUUGCCAGCUGCUUGUCGAGCUCGGUAAACUGCAGGGCUGCAAAUUACUGGUACUCCGGCUUCAUUCACCUCCAGUCUCUGAUCGACGCAGCCAUUAUUCAGAUGCAGACAAAACGUUCGGUGUUGAGCGAGCUGGAACUGAAGGCGGUGAUGAUGGGUCAGCCCGGCUCUGUGGAGGUUCAGAAGUUCCCCCACGCCCUCAUCUCCAUCUACCUGGUCCUGGCUUUCACGCCCUUCGUCACCUUCCUCAUCGUCAACGUGGCGGCUGAGAAAGAGCAUCGUCUCAAAGACACCAUGACCAUGAUGGGGCUUUACGACACAGCCUUCUGGUUAUCAUGGGGCCUCCUGUACGCUGCUCUGGUGACCACCAUGUCCAUCCUGAUGGCCAUCAUCGCGACGUACACAGCGUUGUUUCCUAACAGCAACUUCCUUGUCAUCUUUUUCCUCAUAUUCCUGUAUGGAAUAUCAUCAAUCUUCUUCUCCUUCAUGCUGACUCCGCUGUUUAAGAAGCCCAAGUUUGCCAGCACGGUGGGAUCCAUGCUGACGGUGGUGUUUGGCUGCUUGUCACUCUUCACCGUCCUCGUGAAGGAUUUCCCACAGCCGCUGGUGUGGCUUCUGUGCCUGCUGUCGCCCAGUGCCUUCUCCAUCGGCAUUGCACAGGUUGUUUACUUGGAGGCACAGGGAGACGGUGCUGUAUUUUCUUCUCUGACUAACGGGCCUCAUCCUUUGUACGUGCCGUUGCUGAUGCUGGUUGUGGACUGCAUCCUUUAUCUUCUGCUGGCUACCUACCUGGACCAGGUGCUGCCUGGUGAGUUUGGAAUGCGGAGGUCCUUGGUUUACUUCCUGAAGCCGUCCUAUUGGUCCAAAUGCAGAAAGCGCUAUGUUGAGGUGAGCUCGGUGUACGACACUGAGCUGAACGGCGCUCCUGGUGGGGACGAGUCUAUCGAGCCGGUUUCUCCCGAGUUCAGAGGGAAAGAAGCCAUCCGCAUCAAUAACAUCCGCAAAGUGUACAAAGAAAAGGACAACGUGGUGGAGGCUCUGAGGGGUUUGACCUUUGACAUCUAUGAGGGACAGAUUACUGCUCUGCUGGGACACAGCGGGGCUGGAAAGUCCACCCUCAUGAACAUCCUGUGUGGGAUCUGCCCGCCGACGAACGGCACGGCCACCAUCUACGGCUCGCCUGUGGCAGAGAUUGCCGACGCGUCCGAAAUGAAGCAGCUGGUGGGAAUCUGCCCUCAGUUCAACAUCAUCUUUGAUGUGCUCACGGUGGAGGAGCACCUGAGGAUAUUUGCUGCCAUCAAAGGGAUCCCACGAGCAGACAUCGACGCCGAGGUCACAAAGGUGCUGAAGGACCUGGACCUGGAGAAGAUCAUGACGGCUCAGGCCAAGAAUCUGAGCGGAGGCCAGAAGAGGAAACUGUCUGUGGGCAUCGCCAUCCUAGGAGAUCCAAAGAUCCUGCUCUUAGACGAGCCCACGGCCGGCAUGGACCCCUACUCCAGGCACCAGGUGUGGUCUCUGCUGAAGAGUCGCCGGGCCGGCAGAGUCACUGUGCUCAGCACGCACUACAUGGACGAGGCAGACAUCCUUGCUGAUCGCAAAGCUGUGAUCUCUCAAGGUCAGCUGAAGUGUGUUGGCUCCUCUCUGUAUCUCAAGAUCAAGUGCGGUGUGGGCUAUCAUCUAAGAAUGUCUAUCAGCGAGGCAUGUGACGCAGAGAAUAUCACGUCUUUGGUUAAGCAGCACGUUCCCAAAGCCAAGUUAUCCCGACAGCACGAGGCGGAGCUGACCUUCACUCUGCCCUUCGAGAGCAUGGACACGUUCCCAGGCCUGUUCUCGGAGCUCGACUCUCAACCCAGACUGGGAAUAGUCAACUAUGGUGUUUCCAUGACAACGCUGGAAGAUGUUUUUCUACGUUUGGAGGCAGAGGCUGAAGUGGAUCAGGCUGACUACAGCGUGUUUAAUCGAGAGCAGGCGGACGACGAGUGCGACACCGCCUCCCUGGACGACACGGACCAGAGGCUGCUCACGUUCUCCGACACAAAGUCGGACGUUGUGACGGGUCACGCCCUGUGGCGGCAGCAGUUCAGCACCGUGGCGUGGCUGCACAUGCUCAACAUGCGCCGGGAGAGGAAGGCCUUCAUUUACACUCUGGCCUUGUUCUUGGUGUUUGUGGCUGCAGUCCUGGUUUUGUCGCUGGCCACAGGAAACAUCCAGAUUCACUCCUCAGACCGCCAAUUUCUGCCAAUUUACCUCCUCAGGAGGAACCAGGCGCCCCAGAGAUACGCCACAAGCCUCCUGGUUCAGAACUCAACUGGCUCUGAUAUUUCCGAUUUCAUCCACAACAUCGAGUCUCAGGACAUCAAAGUGGAAAUGAUGAAGCAGAGCGACUACAUGGCGGCGGCUCCCCACAGCGCUGCCAUCAACGUAACAAGAUCCAGCAAGCAGGGUUUCAGAUACAGCGUUGCAUUUAACAGCACGACUGUUCACUCCCUGCCCAUGACUGUCAAUAUACUGAGCAAUGCUCUCCUAAGAGGUCUGAAUGGGACCGGGCAGAUCCGAACGUGGACCAAACCCUUUGAAUAUCAAAUCCCUGAUGCUACAUCCUACGCGCUGGUGUACAUAGAGGCGAUCAUACUGGGAAUGCUGGCAGCUGGAAUGCCGGCAUAUUUUGCAAUGGACCACACUCGAGACCGAGAGAUAAAGUGUCGCUCAACUCUGCGCAUCUCUGGUCUCGUACCGUCAGCGUACUGGUGCGGUCAGGCAGCGGUGGACAUCCCGUUCUAUUACCUCAUCCUGUCCUUCAUGUCUAUCAUCCUUUUCUCCUUCCACACCGGAAACCUGCUCAACUCCAGCAACCUCUCUGCGGUGGUUCUCUGCACCGUUGGCUUCAGCCCAGCCAUGAUUCUCUUCACUUAUGUGUCGUCUUUCGGCUUCGCCCGAGUCCAAAGCAACAGGGAUUUUUUCUCUGUCAUCUCCAUGAUGGUGUGCGUCGUGUCAGCCUCGGCGGUUCAGUUGUCCUUCGUAAACAACAAUCCAGCUUUGACAAGAACCCUGCACAACCUCUUGUGUUUGUUCAACCCGCUGUACCCUCUCAUGGGCUGUCUCAACUGCAUCACCAAGGCCACCUUCCUCCCGACUGUCUACGAGGAGAACUUCCUGUGGAAGAACCUGCUCAUUUCAGUUUUAGCUCCUUAUCUCCAGUGCAUCGUUCUGCUUUUCCUGCUUCGCUGGCUGGAGAUCCAUUCUGGAGGAAGGACGAUGAAAAACGAUCAGCUCUGCAGGAUCUCAUCCCAGUCCAAGGCCAAGGUGGAGAGGAACCUAGAAGAAGGCCAGAAUGAAGACGAAGAUGUCCAGAUGGAAAGGGCCAGAGUCAAAGAGGCCCUCAGCUGUCAGUCCUGUGAAGAGAAACCGGUCGUGGUUGUGAGUAACCUGAAGAAGCAGUACAAGGGCAGGAGAGAAGGAUUUUCUCUAAGCAAGAAGAGGAAGCUGGCCACAAAGAACGUCUCUUUCUGUGUCCGUAAAGGUGAAGUUCUUGGACUGUUGGGCCCCAACGGAGCAGGAAAGAGCACCAUCAUGCACAUGUUGGCAGGUGACACUGACCCCACUGCAGGCCAGGUGCUGCUGGGAGACUACAGCACUGAGUUUCGCUCAGUGGACAAUCCUCUGGAGCACGUGGGCUACUGUCCACAGGUGAACCCUCUGUGGCCUCGGGUCACUCUGCAGGAGCAUCUGGAGAUCUACGCCGCCAUUAAAGGCCUGAAAGGAGAGGACGUGCCGGGGAUCAUCAAACGUGUGGUGAAUGCUCUGGAGCUGAAGGACCACUUACACAAACAAGCCAAGACUCUGUCUGCAGGACUCAAGCGGAAGUUGUGCUUUGCCUUGAGCAUGAUCGGGAAUCCUCAGAUCGUCUUACUGGAUGAGCCUUCCUCAGGGAUGGAUCCAAAGUCCAAACAGCGCAUGUGGAGGGCCAUGCGAGCCGCUUUUAAGAACCGUCAGCGCGGAGCCAUCCUGACCACUCACUACAUGGAGGAAGCCGAGGCUGUGUGCGACCGCGUCGCCAUCAUGGUUUCUGGGCAGCUGAGAUGUAUCGGUUCCAUCCAACAUUUAAAAGGAAAAUAUGGCCGCGGUUACAGUUUGGAGGUGAAACUUAGAGAAGAGCUGACGGGGCUCCAGCAGGUGGCGCUGUUGCAUAAGGAGAUCCUACGAAUAUUCCCUCACGCCGCUCGGCAGGAGAGCUUUGCUACGCUGAUGGUUUACAAGAUCCCCAUGGAGGACGUCCAAUCGCUGGCCAAGUCUUUCUCCCAGUUGGAGAGCGCCAAGCAAACCUUCAACUUUGAAGAGUACAACUUCUCCCAGUCCACCUUAGAGCAGGUGUUUAUGGAGUUUGCCAAGGAGCAGGAGAACGAGGAGGACGAGGUGGGCUCCCUCAGCACAACUUUCCAGUGGCAGCGGCUGCGCCAGGACGGCUCCGUCUCGGUCAACCACACAGACAGCAUCGUGCACCAGCUCUGAACUCCACCCGAGAGGGAGCUGCCCGGUAACUGACCAGAAACCCGAAACUGCCAGGCUUCAGCGCCUGAGGGCUCACGCCAGCACUACCCCACAAACUGCACGCCCACCGCCUUUAAAAUGAUCGUCAGACCUGUGUGGGUGGAGGGGGCGGGCCUUGCAUACACUGGGAUUGACUGUGUGUUUGGGCUGUUGUGGCCUCUUCCUGUGGGAGCGCAUGUGUGUGUUGCUGUCGUCCAUCAGUGCUUUCUGAUUCGCACUGACCGAGGGGCCUGCAGUCUUUCUCAGCACGCUGAUGCCACACUUACUCCUCUUUCUAAUGUUUUUUAUCUUCACAGGGAGUCCGUUAAAUGACAAAAAAAAAAUUAUAUAUAUAUAUAAGCUUUGUGAUCCUUUCCGUCCGUCCUCCUGAGCAGGAGUGUUACUGUAAAUGUGUUUUCUCGUCUCUUUGGGUGUGGGGUUUUUUUUUUUUUGUUUUUUUUGUUUACUACCGUCCAUAAUCGUAAUGGUACCAAAGCAGCACAUCUCUGAACCACACCUCCUCACGUAUUGGCACUGACGAGUAUCUUUGGUUUAUUAGUGUUGGUAGCACGUGCAGAAAUCGCUCUGUCGUUGAUGUGAGCCUGUGAAGUGAACGCCUAUCUACUAACAUGCCUAAAGAGACAUGGUACAGCUCUUUAAACCUUUAAAAAAACCAACAAAAAAAUAAACUAACACCGUGUUUGCUUUUUAUUCUUCUGAGGCUGAAGAAAAAAGUCCCUUCCCCUCAUCUUACAGCAGCAUCCUCAUCUUAACGCCCCGACCUUGGUUCUCCAUAGUGUUUCAGCAUGCACGCUCACAAAGAGGAGGCUGGUUAUUUUCAGAAGUGGUAGCUGGAUUCUUUGGGGCGAGCGAUGAGCGUCGCCUGGCAGCAGGAUGCAGGAAUAUAGUGUAGAAUAUGCACACCAGUACAUGUAGCACUCCGCCCUCAUCUCAUGGCACUAGAGACACGAACGACCUCCGAGGUGGCGCUAGACGUUGGAUCCAGGCGGGGCUCGUUUAGGCGUUCUUUUCGUAACAGGUGUUGAAUGUACGCUUGGCCUCCGGUGAGAGGAGGGUUCGUAACUCAGUGACCGCUCCGUGGAGCUCCUGACGUCACUCGUGUUUCACGUUGGUGCCACUUUGGAUCAUGCAGCUGUGUUUUGUUAACUCUGUCUAGCUUAUUUGAUGUGUGUAUAUUGUGCUGUUUAUAGUGUUUGUGCGUGUAUUCUAGCACAGGGGUGUCAAACUCAUUUUAGAUUCUGGGUCCAGUUUUUCUUGAUGCUGUUCCUUACAAACGUGUAAAGAAAGCAGAUUUUUGCCUUUUUAUUUGGUAUGAAGAAGUUUUAAACUCUUAAAGAAAUCAGUCUGUAAAAUAAGAAAGUACCAGCUGAUCAUUGCCUGGACUUUGAUCUGUAAUGAAAACAGAAACUUUUAGUUAAUUCCCAGAAUUUUACUUUUUCUUUUUUUUUGCACAGUGGGGAAAAAAUGCACAUUUUCCCAGAAUUCCUCCUGGAUCAGAAUGGGAUUUUUAGGUGGUGACGAUGCAUGUAAGCACAAUUACUCCACAUACACUAAAGGCAAUAAGAAGUCUAUGCUACCUUACUUAACAAAUCUCUCUUUCCUUGUUAUUUCAGUCAUUUCAUGAAAAGAGGGGAGGGAUUUAAAAUAUGUUCUUUUUUUUUAGGGAAAGUGGUGCCAAAUUGUUUUAUAUUUAGGAAAAACCCUCCUUACUUUAUAGGCACAGUUUAGUUUGGAGGGGCAGAACUAGCUUUAGGAAUAAGGCGGUAAAGUGACCUCUGGCUCAGAGGAACUGGACGAGUCAGACUCUACUUUCUUAAGCAAAAAACGCAGUCCAAGCUGUAAAGCUUCUUUUAAUCUUCACAUUAUGUUUGACACCUCUGAUCUAGUAGAUUUGUACUAGGGAGUAACAUUGUUGGUGCACUACCCAUCAGCAAACCGACAAAUUGUAAUUCUUUCAUGACAUUCAGGUGUGAGGAUUUUGGCUUAAAGGGAAUUUAAGACACUUUUUACGAUGUUUGUUUUAUUUCUUUAGUGAUCAUAAAUGCAGCCAGGAGGGAGAUUUUUCUGCAGAUCAUGAGUACAUGUAUUUUUAUUUAAUUUGAGAGUGUUGCAGAAUGAUGUGCCGGCACAGGGGUGGAUCAGAUAUCUGGAACAGAAGUGUUGUGCAGCAACAUCACAAACUCAGUCCUCACAGUUGGAUUAUCUGAGCUCACAGAGGAUGUGUGGGGGUGUUUGUGUGUUGCUGGCGUGUUGGUGUGGUCCGACUCUGUAGCACAGAGUUAUUACCUUUUCUUGGAUUUCUUCUAAUUUUCAGAAAACAGCCAGCAACAUUUCUUCCAGCAUUUCUUCUAUUUCCUUUCCUGAGCCCGGUCGUGUGUGUGACUGUUUUUGAGGUGUCAGGGAUAAGUUACAUUUAUGUGUUUAUGCAGUAGCUGCCAUUCAUCUGUAAGGCGCUUUUUACUGGAGGUGAGUAGGAGCUCAGUGUCAGAGCUGUGUUUGUAAAGAUGUAUUACAUACAAGAAACAUUGAAAUAUACCUUUGGUGGAGGAAAUGAGUGGGAUUUCUGCUAUUAUGUCCUUAUUAAAUGUGAAAACUGAAGCCCUGUGGGUAUGUUUGUGCACACAUGUAGCCUUUAGUCCGCAGACUGAGUAGAAACACUGGCUCUGCUUUAAGUUAAAUGUGUGUGCUGAGUAUCGACAGGUGGGCCUCUCUGGACUGUCCCAUAUACACUAUUGUAUAGAAACUCAUUUUAUAUUCAUUUUCCCAAGUGCAAUGAAGAGUUUGUUUGCAUGUGUGUGUUGUGUCUCAGUAACAUGUAGCCAUCCAGAAACAUCUGCUCUCUUUUCACUCCGAGCCCUGCCUCCAGACCGCAGAGCAUUUAGUUCAAAACGUUUCGCGUGACGAAAACCAAAAUGCUCUCCGGCGGAGCGUUUAGACGACUGGCAUCGACAUUGGCGCAGGUUUUAUUUUAUUUUCCUGGUGGUGGUAAAAUUGCACUAUUUCUGGGAAAUUUUAUAACCUUUCUUUAUAUUAUGCAAUCUUUGUAAGAUUAUUUGUGCACUGACUUUAUUUUUUAAAAGACUGUGGUUUAGCUGUGUGCCGUAUUCUCCUCCUAUCGCGCCCCUUUGUUUGAAUGGACACUCGUCCCUCUAUGGUCUCUACUCGACCUUUUCAUGAUUAAAUGUUACUGUAUAA